AUGGCGUCUAUUGCUCUUCGAUCUCGCCUUGUGUCGAGAUUAGCAAAGUUUGGAUCUCGUAAUCCGAGGCUAUCCCUCACGGAAGCAUCUCCGUCGAAUCCCUUAGCCAAGGCUCCGGGACUUGCGUCUUACCACUCCUCCUACUUUUCUGAUGCUCCGCCACCAAAUCAGCCUCCUCCUCCCCCUCCUCCUAGUCCUUUUUCUCCUCCUCCUGAAGCGGCAGCGGCGGCCGCGGAGUCGGUGGGAAAGGAGCGGAAAGGUCUUAAGAUUCUCAGCUAUGGACUCGUGUGGGCACUCACGGGUGCUACCGUUGCUGUUGGUUACGCAAGUUAUGCUUACACAUUAGAUGAAGUGAAUGAAAAGACUAAGGCGUUCCGAGAAUCAGCUAAGCAGACACCACCUCUUCAUUCUUCUGGCAUCGAGAAAUAUCAAAAUAUGUUGUACUCUUCUGCGAUGACAGUUUCUGCCAAAGCCAUUGAGACGUAUCUGGAGCUUAGGGAAGAGGUGGAGGAACAUGUGAAAGGCUUUACGGAACCUCUCUCGGAAAAGCUUCUUCCAGAUUUGCACCCCUCAGAACAGCAUGUCUUCACCCUCGUUCUUGAUUUGAACGAGACACUGCUUUACACUGACUGGAAGCGAGACAGAGGGUGGAGGACGUUCAAAAGACCAGGUGUGGAUGCAUUCUUGGAGCAUCUUGGGAGAUAUUAUGAGAUUGUCGUGUAUUCUGACCAGAUGGAUAUGUACGUAGUUCCGGUCUGUGACAAGCUAGACCCAAAUGGCUACAUACGUUAUAGGCUUGCAAGAGGCGCUACUAAAUAUGUGAAUGGAAAGCACUACAGGGACCUGUCAAAGCUGAACAGAGACCCGAAGAAGAUUCUCUAUGUUAGCGGGAAUGCUUUUGAAACAAGCCUUCAGCCAGAGAAUUGCGUGCCGAUAAAGCCUUACAAGCUCGAAUCUGAUGACACAGCGCUUGUCGACCUAAUACCCUUUCUUGAAUAUGUUGCACGUAACUGUCCAGGUGAUAUCAGACCGGUUCUAGCCUCUUACGAGAGAAAAGAUGUUGCCAAAGAGUUCAUUGACAGGCGAAUGCAAGAACAACGGGGACAAAACCGCCGAUUCUGGAAGCGUUAG
This is a messenger RNA of Microthlaspi erraticum, 1131 nucleotides long. Lineage: Eukaryota; Viridiplantae; Streptophyta; Magnoliopsida; Brassicales; Brassicaceae. The record is from the annotation of a GenBank genome assembly.